Messenger RNA from Tetranychus urticae (two-spotted spider mite), 5348 nucleotides. RefSeq names its product leucine-rich repeat flightless-interacting protein 2. Gene Ontology annotation, biological process: regulation of DNA-templated transcription. The record is from RefSeq and is a predicted model, not a curated record. Lineage: Eukaryota; Metazoa; Arthropoda; Arachnida; Trombidiformes; Tetranychidae.
UUGAUUUUAAAUGAUUGUCAUAAGCAGUUAUGACACAAUAUUUAAUGAUUGACUCUGACCUUGUUUGGGUGCCAGGCCUAAGGAGCUUUUAACGAUCAUCAAUUAUAACGCUAAUGAUGACCAGGAAAUGUCCUUGAUGUCUAUGGUUGGCUUAAAUAGCGGUCAAAAAUGUCUGAUGUAAAGUUGCCAGGAAGAUUGGAAUCAUUUGCUGAUCAAUUAUUUACUCGAACAGUCUUAUUAAUUACUGGUGUACUCUUCGUAAACAUCAACAAAAUGGUUUGAUCAGCAAUGUAAUUAAUAAUAAUGAAUACCCAUCGGAUAGAAAGCCAUCAACAGGAUUGAUACAGUGAAUUUGAGGAAAACGAUCAAAUCGUCUGGUUUACACGUGAAUGGCGUACAAAAGUGGUCAAACCAGGAUUGUUUUCAUCUUUUCGGAAGAUGUUGACAAUAUGUAAAGCAUCUUGUUACCAGAAAACCAGGAACACCACGAGAAACAAGAUGACAAUGAUGUAAGAUGGAAAUGCUCAGGAACCAAGAAAGCUCAAUGGAUUUGCAUGUCAAGAAAUAUUCACACCGUUGAAAUGGUAAAAACCUUGCCCUCCUUUCAAAAAGGUUUAACUGUUGGCCUAAAAUUCAAGAUACUACCGAUCGAACUGAAAGAUAUAAAUUAUUGCUUUUAAAUUAAUGGAUGUGAAAGACUUUUUUGGAAAAGCUCAAAAGGAUUGACAAUAAAGACUUGUUAAGGCAUAAAGGCUUGUCGAACCAAAGACACCACCGAUUUACCCACCAAAACUGUUUACCAGAAUUUCAGAUUAUUGUGUUUUCCAAGCGCAAUCUUAAGUUCAUUGUAAUGAUCUAUUGUAAUCACGUAUUGUAAUAUUGACAGGUUUCGCUUGAAGCUUGCUCAGCAUCAGAAUCGACUGCAGCAUAUUUUUGGAGUAUGUAAUCCAUUGAAAUUUUCUCGUGGUAAACUCAAUGGAAAUGAAAGAAAGGAAAAUAGAGAGACAGAAUUGAAAAUAUAACAGGAUGAGUGAGGAAAGAUGAGAAGAGAAAGAGUCACAUUUUGAGACGAAACGCCCAAGCAUGAUACAAAUAGAUGAAGCUAAAAAGCUUGAGCCAGAGAGAGGCUAAAGCUUAAUUGCAAUGGAGAAGAAGCAGAAAAAUUAGCCUCAUCUUUUCUUUUCUUCUUCUCUUUCUUUCUUGCACUCAUCAUCAUCUCAUCUUCUCUCAUCUAUUCAAAAUUAGAUCCACUGGAAUGUCUUACCAGCAAAGAAAGAGACCAAAAAAUUCGCGAGUCAACACACAGUAAACUCUCUUCACUCAUUUUCCUUUCUUCUUUCCAUUUCACAGAUUUUUAUGAACGGAAGAUCAUCUUUUUCCAUCAUCAUCAUCCCCAUGAAUCUGUGCUCCUUUAACCUCACUCCAUCACCAAAACCGUUAUUUUCAUUACAACUAUUUACAUUUCUCUAAACAAUAACUACAUUAACGUAUUCCAUGUGAUUUGUGACUCUCUUUACAUCUUUGGCCACAAUCGAGAUUCUAUUUUCUUAACUCUAUCCCAAGCUGACCUCUUGUACAGUUUAUCUCGUCUGGUUUAGCUGGUUUAACAGUCAAUUUACCAAUGUUUACAAUUUGAGUUAACAGUCAACAUUCACAAUGGACAACCCAAGUGCUUUAACCCAAAAUAAAUUUAUAAAAAUUAACCAAUUAGCAUGAUUCAAAUGGAUUUAAAUGAUUGACUUUUGGCCAGAUGAAUCCAGCAAUUAACAAUGGAUAAUCUUGUCCCCAUUUUGCUGUAUAUACGUAAUUUUCGUGAAUAUCGACAUCGAGACUGUCGAGAUGGUUCUCCACGAUUUGUGGGACGUGAGUCAUCUCGCCGUAGAGCUCGCAACAGAUCAUCUGUAUCAACAUCAUCUCCAUCAUCUUCCUCGUUUUCAUCAACAGCAACAGGUAACAAUAGUGUUGGAAGAUCACCUUCAUUUCGUUAUAAGAUGCAACAAGUUGGCGAAGAGAUUAAGGAACUGGAAAAAGAAACUUCUCCUGAAAUUGAAAGAUCAUCUCGUGUUGAUAUAAAAUCGCCGUCAGUUAAUCAUAUUGAUUCUACAUCGUCAGAUCACCAAUUGGAGGACCAAGAUUAUGAUGAUUAUUCCAAGUUAACCAGUUUAGAAGACGAAGAGCUUACUGAAAAUUUCCAGAUGAAUGCAGAUGAUCCUGAUGACUCUGAUGGUAAAUAUCGACGAAUUUUGUUGGCUAACACUCUUCUGGACAAUGAACGUCAAGUUUAUUCCUUUGAAGUUGAUAACAUACGAGAUGAAUACAGUAUAUUGGAGGAUGAUUAUUUAAACGAACGCCGACUAUUGAGAGACAAAACAAGGGCUCAUGAUUUAUUAACACGGGAUUACGCCAAAUUGAAAGAUUCUUGUCUUUAUCUAGAGCAUUGUAUUAGCCAACGCGAUGGUAUAUUAGAGAAAAACGGUCUGAGUUAUUUGCAAUUAAAGCCAUUCCGUUCAUUUUGUGAUAUUAAAACUGUGGCUCACUGUGAUGAGGACAGUAAUGAUGAUUUUAAUGGAGACGAGUUUGACUCUGCGCCAUUGAAUUCUUCCGUUGUCUUAGUAGAUAAUCCUUCUAGUCCUAUUGACCAAUUUGUGAUCAGUUUCUUCAACCAGUAUGACCAAUCAACUCUGGAAAGUAAAUUGAAAGAGCUGAUUAAUGAAAAGAUGACUCUUAAUAAGGCUGCUGAAAAAUUGCGGGAAGAUGUGAAAUGCAAACGUCAAGAGAAUCUCGACUUGGAAGAGAAAGUUUUCGCCGAUUCAUUCAAUUUUAUUGAUUCUUCCGAUAUUGUAAGCCUAGAGGCUCAAAAAGAAAACAUUCGACUCUUGAAUGAAUAUCGGGAUAAAUUAACCAGAACAAAUGAAGAAACCAAACGUUUAAAAGAAAAAUUAACUUACCUUGAAAGUGAACUAGAUCGUCUGAAAAGCCGUCAUCAUGAUGCAGAGUUUUCAGAAAUCCAGCUCAACAAGAAUAAAAGGCAAUCACUAAGAAAGCUACGAGAAGUGGAAGCCAAAAUUGGUGAACUUGAAGGUUUAAAUAACCUUUUGUAUAAGAAACUUGAUAAGAUGAAAAAGUCCAAAUAUGUUGUAAGCUGAUUCCAAAGUUAAGAAGGAUCUCCAAAAUGAAAUGAAUUUUCUUCACUUGCAAAGCACCAAAAAAUCAAUGGAAAGCAAAGAAAGAAACAAGAAAAUGCCCAAAAGAGUGACCAUAUUUUUGCAGCCAUAAUUUAUUAUCUUAAUUGAUAACAUGGAAAAACAAAGCCAUUAACAAGAGCAUCCGCCUGCCUAAACCUACCAUCGCUUCACCACCAUUAUUAUCAGCGUUAUUAAUGCUGCCAUCAUUAGCAUUAGCAUUAUCAUCAAAAACAACAAUACCAACAACAAGAACAUCAUUAUCAUCAUAAAAAUUACAGAAAUAACAUCAACAUUUCAUCUUUUCUCAUGAUUUUCUUCCCUCACCGGAGAACAUAAGCAAUUCUCCCAUCAAUUGCUACUCUUUCCAAGGAUCAAACCAAUGAAGGAUCAAAGACUCCAGCAAAAACCCUUUACUCUGAAAAUUCGCCAUAUUCAAGUAGCUCUUAUUGGACACACAAAAAAUGACUGAUCGUUGGCUACAAAAACAGAGCCAUUUCAAGUCUCUUUUUUUACACCGAGAGGAAAGAUGAAAUCUUUGCCUGUUAAUUUACGCCAUUGUUACAAUUUCUUACGAGAUUUUCAUUACUUCGCAUUUAAUCUCUUUUAUUCAGUAUUAUUAAUCAAUGUUGAUAGACAAGAAAGACAAUUUUGAUCACAAGCUGUGCAUUAGCUUCAAAUGACAAGUUAAUCCAACGAGCGAGCAAAAAUAUCUAACGAAUCUAGUUUUUUACCUCGACAUCGCCAAGACAUCAAUGUAUACUUUUGUGAAAUCAUUUCAGUUAUUCGUUUAUAUCAGCCCAUACUAACCAAGUCCAUUGUUUUUUGAUGCCAUCCAUCAGCACCGUGAGCCCAUCAAAUACCAACCAUCGAUCAAUCAAAUUGACUGUCAAUCGAGUAUGCUUAACCUGCAAAUCUAUAAUUCAAACCACAAAGGCCUAUCAUUGAGACUAGCAUCGUUGACUCAACUGCAAAUUUGACUUGUUUUAAAAAAACAAUCCAAGUUAAUCUUCUGAUUACGCGAUUUUUACCUUGUCUACAUUCUUAAUCACCACUGUAAAGGUUGAUGUACAAAAACAUAAACACAACACUUGUAUACACCUUGGAUUCAGUUUCUAAUGGUGAAAAUUGUUUUCAAUGAACAGAAAAAAUUAAACUCUUCUUUCAACUAAUCAAAACAAAGAGCCACUAAAAGCAAAUGAUAUUCCAAGUCAAUGCCUUACAAUGAGGAAAAAGCAAAAUUAUUUUCAAAACCCAAUCAAUGAAAAGUGCCAAACAUAGUAAACAAGACUCUUCAGAGUCUCAGGUUAACAGAUGAAAUAAAGCUGCGAAAAGACAACAUAAAACCAUUCUAUCUAAAUGACUGUUUAUCCAAUUGCCUUUGAUAGUGUUGAACAUAAUUAGUGAUGAUUUUUAAUUACAAACCUUUGGACCUGUAAAUGUACAACAAGAAACCUGGACAUGUAAGCCACACAAUGUUACCAGAUUUGAAAUGGGAAAACAAAAGGAACACAUAAAAAUCCAAGCUUUCUCUAUAAAAUAAUGAUAAUGAUAGUAAUUCAUUAGCUGAAUGCCUGUUUAUCCUCCUGUCUUUGAAUCUGCCAUUUCACCAAAGAAAGAAGCAAGAAAGAUGAAAGAAAGUGAUGAAGAUAAAGUAAAAACAAAGGUGAACAAAGCAAAGGUCCUUUGAGGCACUAAGCAUGAUUAGAUGGUUGCUUUUGAUUGCUUUUUGCUCAUUCCUUUAUUUAUAAGAUUUGUCAAGAAAACGAUUGCACGUUCACUUGUUAUGUUUCCUGUAAUAUUUGCUGGUUUCUCCUCUCACAACUCGAUAAAAUAAAUAACUGAAGUUACCUUCAAAUCAUCAAAAAUCAUCACCAUCUUUACCUUUCACCCAACAUUUUCAUCUACAAAUUUUGAUUCCAAAGACAGAGAGUGAACUUGCAUCUCUUCUCAUCCCUAACCAUCAAAAUAUGUUUACCUGAAUGAUCAACAGUAAAUGAGAUGGCAACAAAUUGAAAAGCAAAACAAAAAAAACACACCAAACUCAAUUGUAAUCAUUGAUUGUUCAUCUUGUUUGGUUGUAAAAAGAAAUAGCAAUCAAAAUCUGUCAAAAUUGGCUGCGAUUGAUAAAAAAUAUAUUUAUAAAGUGAGUUAUUGAUAGCAAUA